ACUGUCAAGUUAAGUGACAACCGCAGACUUGUUUAUGGAUGAAAAAAGUAAAAACAUUUAUUAAUUUUUUUUUUAUCCAAGCCAGUAGAGGAAGUAUUUCAGAGCUCUCUACGCCGGCGAGAUUUUAAUGCUAACAGGAAUUCCCAAGUGCUUUUACUUUCGAUUUAAGCACAUUUUCAUUUAGGCGUCACAUCAGUAUUCAAAGACAUGGUAAACACACAAGUCACAGAAAUCACCACUAUGGAAACAUCACUUCCCAAAGAAAAUGGAAAUAAGGCCCACAGGGAAAGAACUGGACAAAGGGGAAUAAAACGAUCCAUGAACGGGAACCUUCCAUGUAGCAUAAGCAUCAAACCGGGGCAAAUUCAGCAGAUCUCUCAAGGUAGAAACCCAAUUUCAGUACUGAAUGAAGUAUUCACCUCCUUAAAUUUUGAAGUUGAAAGUGUGACUGGCCCACCUCAUAGCCCAGCAUUCCUUUUGUCUCUCUCUAUAAACAGUUUCGACCAAAAAUUUUAUGGAUCAGGGCCUUCAAAAAAGGCUGCAAGAAAUGCUGCAGCAUUAAAUGCUCUGAACGAUAUUUUUAAAUUAAAGACCUUAUCAGAUAAUGGUUCUCAGGUCCUGGAUGAUGCAUUGUUACUAAGUAAACAUAAUAACAAUAAUAAUAUUUUGGAUGCUGAUGAGUGUACCAAUGAAGUCACAAAAGUCACUAUUGAAGGUGAAGAUGAGAAGCCAGUCCCACCUAAACGAGAAAAGACAGAAAUCAAUUUAACUGACAAAAAUCCAGUUUCCAUUUUAAACGAGUUGCGUGUAGGCUUGAAAUAUGAAGUGGUAAGCUCGUCUGGCCCACCACACAGUCCUAUUUUUACGGUAUGUGUUGUGGUGGAUGGCCAAGAAUACUACGGUACUGGCGCCUCUAAAAAGGCUGCCAGAACUAGAUCAGCAGAAGAGGCUUUAAAGGCAUUUAUACAAUUUCCUGAUAAUGUUACAAUAGUUUCCACUUCCAUGAGAAGCAGAGAAGGGAACAAAAUAGAUUUUACCAGUGACAAAGUAGAGAAUGUGCCACGAGCGCCUAGAGACAAAAACCCAGUUAUGUUGUUAAAUGAACUUUACCCUGCCGCAGUCUACAGUUACACGUUUAAUGAGGCAGAUUCUGUAAAUAGAUUUAAAGCUUGUAUUAAUAUUAAUGGUGAAACAUAUUCUGGAACCGGCUCAAGCAAAAAACACGCUAAAGCAUCCGCUGCCAAAAUCGCAUUAGUAAAAUUAAUUAAUUAUACUCCAACCGCGAGCGGAUCUUACAUCGGACAAUCGGAUAUUUACUCACAUACAUCUCCCGAAAAUAUGUUAAAAGCAGAUGAAAUUGGAAGAAUGGUAAAUGAUAAAUUCGCGGAAAUUAUUACUGGAGAUAUGCAGCAUUCACGCAGAAAAGUGCUGGCAGGCAUAGUAAUGACCCGAGGUCCCACAAUGGCGGGCGCAGAAGUAAUUUGCGUCACCACCGGAACGAAAUGCGUUUCUGGCGGCCACAUAUCUCUUAACGGAUCUUCCCUAAAUGAUAUGCACGCAGAGAUUAUUGCUAGGCGUUGUUUGGUGAAUUUCUUCUAUGAUCAGCUAAAUCUUCUUACAAAUGAAGAGACCUGUGAAGCUUCAAUAUUUAUCCAAAAAGACGAUAAAAAAGGAUACAGAUUAAAAGAUGAUAUUGAGUUUCACCUGUAUAUCAACACAGCUCCGUGCGGUGACGCGAGAAUCUUCAGUCCGCAUGAAGACUCUUCGGUAGAUCGGCACCCGAACAGAAUAUCUCGAGGAUUGUUGCGUACCAAAAUCGAAUCCGGAGAAGGAACUAUCCCGAUCAAGGGCGGUUCCGGUAUUCAGACUUGGGAUGGAAUCAUUCAGGGUGAACGACUUCUUACGAUGUCUUGUUCCGAUAAAAUAUGCAAAUGGAACGUUCUUGGUCUCCAAGGAGCUCUAUUGUCACACUUUAUUGAGCCGAUUUAUCUUAAGAGUCUCGUCUUGGGUAGUCUGAUGAAAGAACCUCAUUUAUACAGAGCUAUAUGCGGGCGAGUUGAAAACACCUUACAGGGGCUUCCGCCCCCAUUUCUCCUGAACCGGCCGCAAAUGCUAAAGGCGACGUCCGUCGAAACAAGACAGGCUCAAAAGGCUCCCAAUUUUGCAGUCAUCUGGAUGUGCGGCAUGGAGAAGCCCGAAAUUGUUUCGACUGAAAAGGGAAAACCAGAACAAUCGGAGGUUUCGAUUGUUUGCAAACAGAAAUUGGCACAGCGGUUCAUUAAUUUGUUCGAAAAAUUGCCUCUGGUUACGAAUGAGAAGGUGUCGUUGAUGUCGUAUUACGAUGCAAAGGAGUCAAUACACACUUAUGUGGCAGCUAGAACAGCCCUCUAUGAAGCGUUUAGAAAGGCACAGCUUGGCAACUGGGUUACCAAACCUCUAGAGCAAGAUUUGUUUGGAUUUUCGGAAUCAUGUCAGUAAAACUCGAAACAGCAACUACAAGAAAACGUAAAAUCGAUAUCAAUUAGAACGUAGUAUUAAGUUUUGUGAUUGAUUUGAGUCCAUUAAGAUACAAGUCCUAUAAAUAUAAGGAAUAUGUUAGUUUUAUUAAAUUUUUGUGAUAGUACAAACUAUGAUUUAGAUUAUAUAAUAGUAGACUCUUUAUAAUUGAUAGCUUAUCUGUCAUUUUUAAGGAUACAAUUGAAUUUCUUUAGAAUUUUUCCGUUGAGAGUCUUAUUAACAAAAAACAUAGUGCAUUUUAUUUAGAGGUGAUACCAAUUUGUUGUCAAACGCAUGUGGCCAUUACAAAAUUUACACUAUCAAUUACAUAUUUUUAGCAUUGCUCAUGGUAAAAUCUUGUCAAAACAAUUUAAAAUCUUAUUUCCUCUUUUCAAUGUAUACUUUACACAGAACUAUUAUUUCCUUGAUGAUUUACUUACCUAAACAUGCUAUUAAAUAACGCAAUAAGUUUUAACAUCUCACAUGUUAAUUGUUAUUUUUUACACCUCAUGUAUUUUUGUGAAAUAAUUUGCUGCUUUUGCUACUUUUAUAGUGUAUAUAAACUAUUCUAAAGAUUAAUAAAAAGAUUUAAGUGGU
Molecule: messenger RNA, 3093 nt
Organism: Anthonomus grandis grandis
Lineage: Eukaryota; Metazoa; Arthropoda; Insecta; Coleoptera; Curculionidae
Gene: Adar
Product: double-stranded RNA-specific editase Adar
Exons: 9
Coding region: 208-2478 (756 amino acids)
Biological process (GO): adenosine to inosine editing; RNA processing
Cellular component (GO): nucleolus; cytoplasm
Molecular function (GO): tRNA-specific adenosine deaminase activity; double-stranded RNA binding; double-stranded RNA adenosine deaminase activity
Source: RefSeq, a predicted model, not a curated record